Xenopus tropicalis (tropical clawed frog) is the source of this 7102-nucleotide messenger RNA. It is a transcript of the gene spock2, whose product is annotated as SPARC (osteonectin), cwcv and kazal like domains proteoglycan 2. Lineage: Eukaryota; Metazoa; Chordata; Amphibia; Anura; Pipidae. The coding region runs from base 163 to 1431 and encodes 422 amino acids. Gene Ontology annotation, cellular component: gel phase of interstitial matrix. The transcript has 11 exons. Gene Ontology annotation, molecular function: serine-type endopeptidase inhibitor activity; calcium ion binding. The record is from RefSeq and is a predicted model, not a curated record.
UCCCUCAGUCCCAGUCAGUGCUGGCAGCUCUCAGGCUCUCUCCAAGGCGGCUCAGCUGCAGGUCUCCUCCUCCCUCUCCUCAGCAUCCCUUCAUCCAUCUGAGCCAUUGCUUGCAGCAAACAGCCCACAAGCUACUCGGCGCUGCACUAAGCAUCCGUAGGCAUGUGGAACCCGGGGGGCUCCUGUCUCAUUCUCCUGCCCCUAUUGCUUCCUAUCGCCUGGGCACAGGGAGAUGGCAAGGAGGUGGAAAAUACCGGCAAUUUUAUGGAGGAUGAGCAAUGGCUGUCCUCUAUUAACCAGUACAGCGGCAAGAUCAAGCACUGGAACCGCUUCAGAGAUGAGGUAGAGGACGACUAUAUCAAAAGUUGGGAGGAUAACCAGCCUGGAGAUGAAGCUCUGGACACUACAAAGGACCCUUGCCAGAAAGUGAAAUGCAGCCGACACAAAGUUUGCAUCGCACAUGGUUACCAAAAAGCAAUGUGCAUAAGCCGUAAGAAGUUGGAGCACAGAAUCAAACAACCUAGCAUGAAGAUUCAUGGAAACAGAGACAGUCUUUGCAAGCCCUGCCAUGUGACCCAGCCUGCUGCAGUCUGUGGCUCUGAUGGACACACAUACAGCUCUGUGUGUAAACUGGAGCAGCAAGCAUGCCUCAGUAGCAAACAGCUGACUGUUAAGUGCCAAGGGUCAUGCCCUUGCCCAACAGAACACACUCCUACCACUACCACAGAGACUGGCAAACAAGGAGAGACAUGUACUGGCCAGGAUUUAGCUGACCUUGGAGAUCGUUUGCGGGACUGGUUCCAGCUCCUUCAUGAGAAUUCCAAACAGAAUAACACAUCAAACCCUGGAAGCAAACAAGUGAAUGUGUUGGAUAAGAGCCUAGUGGCUGGCUGCAAGGACUCCAUUGGAUGGAUGUUUUCGAAGCUGGACUCCAACAAUGAUCUCUUCCUGGAUCAAGCAGAGUUGGCAGCUAUCAACUUGGACAAAUAUGAGAUUUGUAUUCGGCCAUUCUUCAAUUCCUGUGACACUUAUAAGGAUGGGCGAGUUUCCACCGCAGAGUGGUGCUUCUGCUUCUGGAGAGAGAAGCCACCAUGCCUUGUGGAGCUUGAGAAGGUUCAGAUACAAGAAGCAGCUAAGAGAAAGCCAGGGGUGUUCAUUCCCAGCUGUGAUGAGGACGGCUACUACAGGAAGAUGCAGUGUGACCAGGCCAGUGGGGAAUGCUGGUGUGUGGAUCAGCACGGCUCAGAGCUGACAGGAACAAGGAUACAUGGAAACCCAGACUGUGAUGACAUGGUUGGGUUUUCAGGAGAUUUUGGAAGUGGUGUGGGGUGGGAAGAUGAAGAGGAAAAAGAAACAGAAGAUGCUGGCGAGGAGGCAGAGGAAGAAGAAGGCGAGACAGGCGAGGCAGACGAUGGAGGAUAUAUCUGGUAGACACACAGCAGCAGCAGCAGAGUCCUGUCUAGGCCUUGCAGCAGUGUUGGGCGGUUGCAGUAAAUAAUGAUCUGAUGCCACAGUGAUCAGGAAACACAGCUGAAUGUACAUUAUACUUCAACAAAAAAUUGUGUGUGUGAGCAUGCAUGUGUGCCUGUGGACUGAUUGCUUUGAGACUUUGGCUCAUUUUCCCAUGACAUAAGUGAGCUGUUUCACAUGAAAUUAGGCAUUUUAUCCCUUUCAUUCUUAUUUUAUCUUUAUUUCUGACUCCAGAAUGAAGCAGGCACCUCUGUGACAUUGUACUGCCAUCCAGCUAAGAAAGGGUUUAUAGCCAGAAAUACUAGAUUCUCUCAAAUACAAAUAGACAAGUGAGAUUAAUAACCUCAAGCAAGGUAUUAUCAAUUCACUAGCGUUCAAAAAGACUCCUGCAUUCAUUUAGCUGUACAAAGGAGACCAUUCCCACUUUGUCACAUCUUUGGUCAGCGGGUGGCCAUCUGUAUCCUAACGUCAGUGAUGUUCUUUAUUUAAAAAAAUAAAUUAGGUGAAGGUUUGGAAUGCAUAUUCAUUUGAAGGUGUGCAUUAUUUUGCAUGUGAAGUCUUUGAGUCACCGUGCCCAUAUCUGAAAUGCUUAUAGGCAUCUUGUAUUGCUCAUGAAAGAUUAAAAGAUAGCUCUUUCCAUGGUACUUUUUCUUUUCAUGUUUUCUACCUGCCCUGGGGGGAUUGCUGGUUGAUUUUGCCCAUCCAUACUAUCUGUGCUGGUGGCAAGGUGUUCUGCUUUGUGCAAUUAAUACUUUAGGGCGCAGAAAUACGGUCCGUUUUCUAUUCCAUUUAUGGAGGGUAAACUGGCAUCCAUUAAAAGGAUAGUGCCAUGGCUAAAUGUGCUGUAUUCAAGACUAAUCUAUUAAUAGUGUUGCUCAAGUGUUCCUGUACUGAAAUCAAUUUUAAGAGCAAAUCGAUUUUAUUAUAUUUAAGUUUAAAAUGGAGACAGCCGGCAACUCAUUCUAGUUCUUUCCCAGGAUUGCCUAAGUCUCCUAAAUUGUGCUUUCAUAAGCUGCAGCAGUGUCAGCCUUGGGUUUCUCGGCCCAUUGAAAGCAUCCACAUUAAGGGCCCCCAUCACCAAGGUGCCCUAUACCUGUGACGAACCCACAACUAAGGCCCCCCACACCUUCACAAACCUGUUCUACACCCCACACACACACACACACACACGUACCUCCCUCAUUCCUCUGGCCUAGCAGACAUUCUACCCACAAAGAAAACGCCCUGUAGAUCCUGCACUGGGGCCCAGUGGGACAGGGCCCAUCUCCUGCUGCCCCAGUCACCAAUUCAGACCCUGUAAGCUGUUACCUAUUACAGUGCUCUGCUCUUUUUUAUUUUAUUGUGUUUGAAAUUUGUCAAAAGACUGUAAAUUUCACACUGUAGAUAAUAGCACACACACAUUACUAUGCCUGUGGCUGCCUUGUCCAUCUAUUUCAUAACAAUUAUUCUGGCUAUGAUUCCUUAAAGAUGAUAGAAUAAGGGUUUAAACCUUCUAAAAAAUACACAUUGUGUUAGAGAUGGCUUUUUAUUAUGAUUUUCUCAUGAUAAUAUACAUGGCAGGGUAUUUCUUAUUGACUAAUUAAACAUGAUUUGUGAUAAGCAGUACAAAUUGAUAAUGAACUUGCAUCCCUGAUAGAGGAUAUAGCAAUCUAAGUAGCCAACAAGGAUUCAUUAUCUGAUACUAUACAGAUACACAGCUAAAUUCAAUUUUGCAGGCUUUUUAAGACAGAGAAACAUGACCCUGUUUUAAGCCAGUUUGGCCAUUUGCUGUGUUCUAAAUUAAUGCUCAUUUAAAAGUUAAAUCAGUUAUCGAUUUCAGUUUAAUGGGUAUUCUGUGUCUGCAGAUCUUUCAUCUAUCUUAAGAGACACAAGAGAGCAUUGGUGCUAUAGUAAAUAAUCAAUAACUUCUCCUCAAAGACAGUGCAAACAGAGCCAUGGACCUUCACAUCCUACCUUUACUUCACAGCAAGCAUGGAAAACUCCUCCAGGUCUUGGGAGUUGCAACUCCUGUCAUCAUCAUCAUCAUCAUCAUCAUCAUCAGUGAUUAGCUACAGAACAGAGACCCACUCUCUAAAUGGAUUCUAUUUCAGUGAGUUAGUGAAUUGGUUAGAAAGUCAACCUCAUUUAAUUAGUAGAACAUGGAUUCAUGAUAAGAUGUGACAUGAUAAGAUGUGACAGGCUAAAAUGUUCAUAUUUCCUGAACUGAAUAUGAAAACCAUGAUUUAUCCUGGAUAUUUCCGUUGCUUGCUAUCUCAGAGACGCUUUAGCAUCAGGCUAAACUACCAUGACUUGCUGAUAUUGUGCAUUGACAUAGGGAUUUACUGUGGCAGUGAGAUAUUGAUGGUUUAUCUUUCUAGAUUGCACAGCAAUGACAACAACUGAACCCUCUAUGUUAUCUCACAAUAUCUUCAACAGUUGAAAAAAGAUAAAAUAAAGCAUAUGCAAAAAGUCACCCAGGUACACAAGGAAGUCCAGAUGCUUGUGCCCCUGACUUUUCAGAAUAUUAAUGCAGCAAAAAUAAAUUCAAAGGAAUAACAGGCUUUUUGUUCCAUUGAAUAUUGUUUUCUGCAUUCAUUUACCACGUGGUCCAGCUUUGUGCCUGUAAUGGCGCCAGUAGAAAGUCAUUCCAGUUAUUUAAUUGGUUGCUUUAUUGAUAUCUGGGAAGCUAAAAAUCUUGGCUCUCCAAACUGUGGCUCAACUAUUGUCAAGAGAUCAUGACAAACAACAUAACUAUAGUGCUGAAAUCCCUUCAGAAAAAAAAUAAUAAACCUAAGGGGGUUAUGUAAUAAAAGGCACUAAGUUUGCCCAGUAACAGUAACCCAUAGCAACCAUUCAGCAGGAAGCACUGGUCACCUGUUUAAAAGCUAUGGGUUACUGCUCCUGAGCAAACUUAGUGCCCUUUAUUACAUAUGGGUAAGUAUCAUAACAUUAGCUAAGUUCACUGGCUUAAUGUUGACCUCCCAUUUAAUUAAAAGGAAAAAAUAUUUUAAGCUCAAAACAUUUUCCCCAUAGCACUAGAAACCCCUAAUAAAUCCAAUGGACAAACAGGUUUUAUAAUGAAUUUCUUGGUGCCUAUAAACAUUGAACAGGUCUUAUAUAUACCAUAUUUACUUUUCUCUGCUGCACCACUUUUUCAUAUUUAAUCCUUAAAUGGCUUUUUACUCUUAAUAUAUUUGUUGUUGCUCCAUUCCUCUAGACAUGCAGAGCUCCAUGCAGUACAUUAACAUUGCCCCCACUGCUCACAGCAGGAACAAAGGCAACUUAUUGAGCAAAUGGCCUUUUACAGUUGGAGGCUUAAUUCUUAGGAAAUGAAAAAAGACAAACAUGGGAAUCAGUUUCUUGCUGGUUUCUCUUAUAUCCCUAUAUCUCUUAUAUCCUUUCUUAUUUACAUAGCAAAUAGCUUUUCUUACGCAAUUUUCUCCAGUAACCGAUAAAAUCCAAAUCCAAUAGGUUAUAGCAGUUGUGGCCUAAAUCAUUAAAGUCACUUUAUUUAUGUUAAUAUGAUAUUAGAAUGUAUAGUAAUAGACAAGUCAGAUAUUAUCCAUGUUAAUGCAUGAGAAUUGGGAAAGGACAGAAAAACACACCAAACAAGAACCAAAGUGCAAAGCAGCAAUGUUGUACAGCUUAUUCACCCACAGGAAUACUUGUACACAGGUACAGAUUUCAGUUCACAUUUUCCAUGUACUCUUUAUUUUGUAACAAUACACAACAGUGUGUUAUGUACAGCACAAUAUGCUUUGCCUGACUGUCGUAAGCAAACCAAACACAGCAGGAGAAUGUAAUGGUAUAUUGCCCUGCGCUCAACACAUUUCUUCUAUUCUAAAGACAAGGCCAUAGUUGCAGACAGUUGUAUGGUGUUAACCAUGGACCAACAUCAUCACUAACCAACAAAAUAUUGCCAUUGUAGGACCCGCACCCAACCCGUACACACCAUUUCUGCCCUGUAUGCUACUUCUGUGCGUCUUACGUUCCAAAACAGGGAAACCCUCACCCAACCAAAACCCACAAUGGUCACCCAAAUUUUAACCCUAACCUGCCUGGUCCAAGGGCAAACCCAUGGAGCAACCCUCACAUCAUUAAGUCCCUCUAUCUAAGAAUAUGUUUUACAAACUUUCAUUGGUGAAUCACUUGCAUGUGUCUGUAUGUGUGCAACAGCUUUGAACUUUAAUACAUAAUGUAUGGAAGAGGUUAUCUCUUGUGUAUAUAUUAGGCUUCUGCAGAUCCAAGCUUUGCUUUGUGUGAAAGGAUGGAGUUUGUGGUGUUAAAAAAGGAGACACUUAGGAGACUGGUAGGAUAAAGAAGGAGUGUAGCUAUAAAGGCAGCAGACCUUAUGACUGCUGGUGGGACCAGGUGGUAUAGGGGACCCAAUGGGGCACUCACUAAUAAGAAGUUUCAGUAUGUGUAUUUUACCCAAAGAUUAGGGGGUCCUAAAAUGAUUUUCUGUGGGGCCUAAUAAGAUAUCUCUAGGCGAAUGUAGUUAGGGGAUACAUGUGGAAACAAAAAUGUGAUCAUUUUAGAGUAUGGCAUAUAAUAAACCUGAUUACUGGCAUGGAAGUCUCUACUCUGUUACUCACUGUACCCUUCAGUUAAUGUCAUAUCAGACACAAUAAUGGUCAAUGUUCAUUUUUUCCUUGAACAGCAAGGGAUUCAGCACCUUUCAUUUUCUCCAUGUCAUUCUAAUUCAUCUAGUAGUCUUCUCACAUUCUCUGACACAGGCUAUACUGUCUCUUUCCUUCAAGAAGUGGAAUAAUAACUGAAUAAAACUAUUUUACAUCUACCUGAAGAUAAAAUGUAACAGAGUCAUUCAGAUGUUUGUGUAAAUAUAUGUUUGGUCUCUGGAGUCUUUACAUUAAUUUACAUCAUUCUGUAACAAUGUCUUUUAUCCAUGUUGUGUUGCACAAUAAAAACCAAGCACAUUCGGCUAAAGAACAAAGCUUGCCCAACCUAAUGUGUUUUCAGAAAGCAAACCUUACCCUCUGCCUGCCGAAACAGGCAGCAAACAAAAGCUGCUGCCUGCUCUUCCGGCAGUGUAGGUGUUAAUAUUAUUCUAGCAGCUGAGCACAGAAUUGUAUUUGAUAUGGUAUAAAAUCAAUGGCUGUUAUUACAUGUGCUUGAACCUACAUUUUAAAGUAUAUCGACCUACUGACCUAUUAGGUAUGUCUAUGAGGGUUACAGAUGACUGCAUGCAUGUAUUCAUGUAAGCCUUUAAUGUACUUGUGUAUUUUGAAGGUAUCUUUUACGACUUUUCUUGAAUUGUCCGGAAAGAACAAACCACUACGUCGGAGAAGAUAACGUCUUAUCAUGUGCAAUAACUUUUCGAGUUAGUUUUGGCAAACCAUGUGCAAGUGCUAGGACUUCAGUUUGUAUAUUUAUUAAGUGCUGACAUUGUAUCUCGGUAAUUUUAGAUGUAAAAAUAAUAAAUAAAAAGUGUUAGAAUGUAUAUGUACAAACAGGGCGCCAUGUUAAAAAGUUGAAAUCCGACCUGCUCGCCAGUAUAGUUCACCGCAAGUCCAGGCGACCCUGACAGUGUCUAUAACUGCCUAUUAUGAUUCAGUGAAACAGAUAUACACGCGCAAAAAGAAAAUAAGUUCAAACAUAUUUUUAAAAAAAGAAAUAAAAAAUUAUAAACAAA